Messenger RNA from Larimichthys crocea (large yellow croaker), 5507 nucleotides. RefSeq names its product potassium voltage-gated channel, subfamily H (eag-related), member 5b (gene kcnh5b). The record is from RefSeq and is a predicted model, not a curated record. Gene Ontology annotation, cellular component: plasma membrane; voltage-gated potassium channel complex. The coding region runs from base 156 to 3281 and encodes 1041 amino acids. Gene Ontology annotation, biological process: potassium ion transmembrane transport; regulation of membrane potential. Gene Ontology annotation, molecular function: voltage-gated potassium channel activity. NCBI's taxonomy places the organism in Eukaryota, Metazoa, Chordata, Actinopteri, Sciaenidae. The transcript has 13 exons.
CGCUGUGGCUCAGUGCGCCCCGAGCAGCCAGAGCGCACGGUUACAAUGAGCUUCUCCAUCGGUCCGACUGAGAGCCAGCGUCAGUACCGACCUCCGAGCAGCAGACACACCGCCACAGACCCUGACCGACACCAGCUCCGUCCGCCCGCAGCAGGAUGCCCGGGGGAAAGAGAGGGCUUGUGGCACCGCAGAACACUUUUCUGGAGAACAUCGUCCGGCGUUCAAGUGAGACCAGCUUCCUCCUGGGAAACGCCCAGAUCGUGGAGUGGCCUGUAGUUUACAGCAAUGACGGAUUCUGCAAGCUGUCUGGCUUCCACAGGGCUGAAGUCAUGCAGAAGAGCAGCACAUGCAGUUUUAUGUACGGAGAGCUGACGGACAAGAAGACCAUCGACAAAGUCAGGCAGACGUUUGACAACUAUGAGUCCAACUGCUUUGAAAUCCUGCUGUACAGAAAGAACAGAAGUCCAGUGUGGUUCUACAUGCAAGUGGCUCCCAUCAGGAACGAGAACGACAAGGUGGUUCUGUUCCUCUGCACUUUUAAAGACAUCACCCUGUUCAAGCAGCCCAUCGAAGACGAAACCACAAAAGGAUGGACCAAGUUUGCGCGGCUUACACGAGCGCUCACCAACAACCGCAACACGCUGCAGCAGCUGGCACCCAUCAGCAAACAUGAAGUCAGCCAUAAACAGUCCAGACUGGCGGAGGUCUUGCAGCUAAACUCCGACAUCCUCCCACAGUACAAGCAGGAGGCCCCUAAGACUCCUCCCCACAUUAUCCUUCACUACUGCACCUUCAAGACCACCUGGGACUGGGUCAUCCUCAUCCUCACCUUCUACACGGCUAUCAUGGUACCCUACAAUGUCUCCUUCAAGACCAAGCAGAACAACAUUGUGUGGCUGGUUCUGGACAGUGUGGUGGACGUCAUCUUCCUGGUGGACAUUGUCCUCAACUUCCACACCACCUUCGUGGGACCUGGCGGAGAGGUUAUCUCUGACCCAAAGCUAAUCCGCAUGAACUACCUGAAGACCUGGUUUGUCAUCGACCUGCUGUCCUGCCUGCCCUACGACAUCAUCAACGCCUUCGAGAACGUGGAUGAGGGCAUCAGCAGUCUGUUCAGCUCCCUGAAGGUGGUCCGCCUGCUGCGUCUGGGCCGGGUGGCCAGGAAACUAGAUCACUACCUGGAGUACGGUGCUGCAGUUCUGGUCCUGCUGGUCUGCGUGUUUGGACUUGUGGCUCACUGGCUCGCCUGCAUCUGGUACAGCAUCGGUGACUACGAGGUCAUCGACGAGGCCACCAACACCAUCAAGAUGGACAGCUGGCUCUACCAGCUGGCUAUCAGCAUCGGAUCACCUUACCGCUACAAUGCCAGUGGUUCGGGCCAAUGGGAGGGCGGCCCUGGGAAGGACUCUCUGUACAUCACCUCUCUGUAUUUCACCAUGACCAGCCUGACGACCAUCGGCUUCGGUAACAUUGCCCCCACCACGGACGGGGAGAAGAUCUUCUCUGUGGCCAUGAUGAUGGUGGGAUCUUUGCUCUAUGCCACCAUCUUUGGAAAUGUGACGACCAUCUUCCAGCAGAUGUACGCCAACACCAACCGUUACCACGAGAUGCUCAACAACGUCAGGGACUUCCUGAAGCUCUACCAGGUUCCCAAGGGGCUGAGCGAGCGGGUGAUGGACUACAUCGUCUCCACCUGGUCCAUGUCCAAAGGCAUCGACACGGAGAAGGUCUUGUCCAUCUGUCCUAAGGACAUGAGGGCCGACAUCUGCGUCCACCUCAAUAGGAAGGUGUUUAACGAACAUCCCGCAUUCCGGUUAGCCUCUGACGGCUGCCUGCGCUCGCUGGCCGUGGAGUUUCAGACCACCCACUGUGCCCCCGGAGAUCUGAUCUUCCACGCCGGAGAGAGCGUGGACACGCUGUGUUUCGUUGUGUCGGGGUCACUGGAGGUCAUCCAGGACGACGAGGUCAUCGCCAUCUUAGGUAAGGGAGACGUGUUCGGUGACGUCUUUUGGAAAGAAACCACCCUGGCGCAUGCGUGCGCUAACGUCAGAGCGCUAACGUACUGUGACCUCCACGUCAUCAAGAGGGAAGCCCUGCUCAAGGUGCUGGAGUUCUACACGGCGUUCGCCAACUCCUUCUCCCGAAACCUCAUCCUCACCUGCAACCUGCGCAAGAGGGUAAUUUUCCGUAAAAUCAGUGAGGUGAAGAAGGAGGAAGAGGAGCGGCAGCGGGCGAAGAACGAGGUCCAGCUCACCAUCCCACAGGACCAUCCCGUCCGGAAGCUCUUCCAGAAGUUCAAGCAGCAGAAGGAGCUCCGCAACCAGGGAGCCGCAGCUGCGUCUCAGCUGGACCUGGAGAAGAACCAGCUGCAGGUGGAGCAGCACCACCACCAGCACCUGCACCCCCACAGCCUCCAGCUGGGCCACUCCAGCCUGCAGCACUCUCUGCCGCUCAGCCUGCAGCGGCCGCCCUCCUCCUUGCAGAACGGUGCUCCACCCAGCAGUAGCGUGCUGACCGUGUCUCAGGUCACGCCCAUGCAGAGCUCGCUGGCGUACAGCCAUCCCGGUGAGCCUCCCGUCAAACAGAACAACUGUGAUAUCAUGGAACUGCAGCCCAGCUCUGUUGGAGGAGGAGGUGGUGAGCAGACUGUCAGGCUCAAAGUCAGCACCAGCCCAGCGCUGGGGAAGCCGGCCGUCAAGGCCAGCGGCUGGAUGCGCCUGAAAAACAACAUGGCUCCAGUGGAGGCCAGAAAGGAGGGGCUGAACAACAACGUCAAGGCUGUUUCCGUAGAGAUGCUCUCUCAGGAGGGCAAAGGUCAGGAAGCAGGAAGGAGCGGGGACGUAGAGGAGGGCGGGGUGUCCAGCAACAAUCCGCUCCGCAAGACAGACUCCUGCGACAGCGGCAUCACCAAGAGUGAGCUGCGGAUUGACCGGGCGGGGGAGGCGCGGACCCCCGCUGCAGUCACCCCGCUCCUCCACAGCCCUCUCCCCGGAGGAGCGGGGUCUCCUCACGCUUUCUGUCCCAUCCCCGAGCAGGCCCUGCAAGCCGUCCUGCAUGAGACCCGGCUGGAGCUCCGGGGGGACAUCCAGACUCUGGGAGGCCGUCUGGGCGCCCUUGAGAGUCAGGUAGCCGAAAUUAUCAAACUGCUGUCGGACAAGAAGCGGCCGUCCACAGGGGCGACGUCUGCCUCCACCACACCCAAAACCAAAAUACAGCGGCAGGACAUUUUCACCGUCUCCAGGCCUGUUUCUCCGGACUCAGAGAAGGACGAGGGGCUCUGAAGAGAGCUCAACCAGUGGUGUAUAGAGUGUACCGGAAAAUACAGUGAUCACCCUCGAGGUGUUCCAUCCAGCUACGCCACUGGUCUCAACUGUCCGAGAUUUAAAAAUAAACUGGCUUCUUUAACAUUUGCACAGUGACUUUUAUCUCCAGGUCAUGACAGAGUCCAGACUCCACAGUGACCUGGAUCCGUUUUUUGUGAUUGUACAUACCUCUCUAUGCAUGUCCAGCUGGAUUCUGGCCUGCCAAAGAAACUACUGAACGUACUUAUUGCCUGUAUAUUAUGCAGUUGACUGCAUGCAAAUCAAAUUUAAAGAGAACAGACGUUUUAUUGAGCUACAGUGUACAUAUGAAUAUUUUUCAGUGAUAAUUUACUAUGUGGACAUUCAGGGUUUGCAUACUGGUAGCACUAUAAACACUGAAUAACAAAAGGGUUUUACUGGCAGAGGGACUGUGCAUGGAUUAUUUAUAAAUAGAGAAAUCGAAAAGGGAUGGAGGUUUUUUUGUUGUUUCUUUGCCUGUGAGAUGAAGUUCGACUCUCACGUCGCCCUCGAUGAACACAGUCUCAAAUGUGACGCAGCAGCAUCCCUCGACACGGAGGAUUUUUCUGGUAUGUUUUUAUAUAUCGAUUGAUUUAGCUUCUUAUAAUAAUUUCUAUUUUUGAUUACGGAAAUGUCCUUGGCCUCUGUCUGAUGUCUGGUGAAUGGGUAUAUUUUGUUAGAACCCUCUUGUGUCUAUGCAUCGCUCGGGUACGCCGCUAGAAUAUUCUGAAUAUUAGACGUUUUGUUAUGAAGUCUGUGAAUGAAGGAAGUUUUCUUUGUUCCAUUCCUCUGCAUGAAUCAGGGAUGGCAGAAUGCACUUUGGGUAAAGCUGGGAUGACAAGAAGGCUUUGGGGAAAUAACACAGAGUUUAGUUCACAUAAAAGUCCACUCAGCACAGAGACAUGUAAUCCCACAGCCCCGGCACCACACACGGCAGUCUUAACCAGCGAGCGUCUCUCUGAAGCUCGCUCUGAAUUCCAUUAACCACAGCAGCUUCGCCGCAAAAAGCUCGAGUAAUAAAAGAUUGAAUACUUUUUAUGAUAUCGGUUUUCUAAAUCUGCAUGCAAAGGAGUAGUUUUAUGCUCCAGAGUGCGUAUGUAAAUAUAUACCCUAUAUAUGUGUGUGUGUGUGUGUGUGUGUGUGUGUGUGUCAGAGAGACACCUUUCAUGCAUUCAGUAGAUGCAAAGUGUGACGGCAUCUCUCUCGAUUGGAACCCUGGCGGCCCGGGGUGACUUUCUCUUCACAGGAGGCAGACGAGUCGGUCGAGGUCGAAGUUUUUCAGGUCUUGUUCUUUCACCCUGCAGCUCUCAUCCCUCGCUCUCAUAUUUCAUAAGGCUAGAAUAAGAACAACACGGCAGGACAGAGACGUACAGUAGCCAUCAUGGAAGCCUCAAAUUGUUUUAUUAGAUGACCUCCAGUGUGAGUGAAUGGACUGGUGGCAGAAAAACGAGCUGGUGUAACACGCCUUCUGGUGGCCAGAUUGGAGGUUGUAAUAACUUAUGUUGGCAACAGAGGGAGAUAAACAAAAAGUUGCCACGUCAGACUCAAACUAAGAAUGUUGCUGGUUCAUGGUCAUGGUUUGUUGGACCUGGUUGAUAAAUUUGUGAUGGAAACCCAAAUUCACAACGGCCUUUCAACUGUAAUUUAGGGUCUUGCUUUCACAACAGCAUCAUCUAAAAAGUCAGGAAUCAUUUAAUUUCAGAUUUCGAUCAUAAAUAAUUCAAGCACAAAUCAAAUCCUCUCUGCUCUGAGUCUGCCUGGAAGGAGACAGAGCUGAAAGAAACCCGUCAAUAUUAUCUAUAACAACACUCCCAUUGGACAAAAAGCCCAUUUGGCCCUUUAUUCCAGAAAUAAGCAUCCGUUGCUGCGAGAAAGCUCAUUCUGCUAUCACCAACGUACAUACAUCACUUAACUGACAUAACUUAUUUUAAGCCAAACCAUGAUCUUUUCUAAACCUAGCAGAGUAGUUUUGUUGCCUUAACCAACCACAACCAUUUCACUUCUUUAAUCUAUUGGUGUUUCGGAAUGAACAAUGGACAUCCUCGUCUCGUGUUGUCAUGUGUUGUCCACAAAAGUGACAAAAGUAGCUGCAUGCAAAAUAAAGAAAAAGAGACCAAUCACUGCGUCACUGGCUCGUGGGAUUGACAGUAUAGGUGGAUGGCGGUCGUCAAAGACCUCGAGUUAUGA